AUGAAGAUAUUACAUCUUUUACUACUAUUAGGGAUAGUCUUCUGUGAUGAAAAAGAUGAAUUAAAAAUUCAGCCAUUUAGCUUUCCAAAUCAGCCAAUUGCUGGCCAAAGAGUUUCUGUAAUGUGUGCAACUACAUGGGGUCAACAAUUACAGUUUCAAUGGUUUAAAAAUAAUGUAGAGCUUACUUCAUCUGAGAGGAUACAAAUCGCAUCUUUAUCUUUUGCUUCAAAUAUGGCAAUCGAUUCCUUAACAGAAGAUGACGAUGGAAAUUAUACGUGUAAAGUAACGUCAGGCAUUCUCACUGAUAGUUUUAGUACCGCUUUAUCUGUUUUAGUGCCACCAUCCUGGAAAAACAUGCCCGUAGAUAAGGAAGUACAUCUCGGUCAGACAGUUAUUUUAUUAUGUUAUGCUACUGGCAAGCCUGUUCCUUUAGUUACUUGGACAAAAUCUUCACGAAGAGAAGAUUCAUUUGUAAUAUUACACGAUACUGAUACAUUAACGAUUUACCAGAAUGGCAGUUUAGUAAUAGAGAAUGUUAUGAAGAAAGACGAAGGAUUUUAUACCUGUAAAAUAUCGAAUGGUGUCGGGAAAGACAUCGAAAAAACUGUUUCAGUAACAAUAUAUGGUAAGAAAUAA
This is a messenger RNA of Centruroides sculpturatus (bark scorpion), 636 nucleotides long. RefSeq names its product Down syndrome cell adhesion molecule homolog. The transcript has 4 exons. Gene Ontology annotation, biological process: axon guidance; homophilic cell-cell adhesion; dendrite self-avoidance. NCBI's taxonomy places the organism in Eukaryota, Metazoa, Arthropoda, Arachnida, Scorpiones, Buthidae. The record is from RefSeq and is a predicted model, not a curated record. Gene Ontology annotation, molecular function: cell-cell adhesion mediator activity. Bases 1 to 636 code for a protein of 211 amino acids. Gene Ontology annotation, cellular component: plasma membrane; axon.